GAUUUUAUGCAAAGAUUCACUACUAAUUGUCUGAUUAUUGUUGUUUUUUCAUUAUACAUAACAAUUAAUUAAAUAAAUGAAUCUUUGGUUUAAUGGUUAGUGUUGGAAGAUGAUGAGCUCAACGCUAAAAGCUCCUUAGAAAGGUUGCUGAAAAAAAUUAAGGAUUGGUCUUUUGUUGAUAUGUUUUGUAGUGUUCUAACUUUAAAAGUGUUGUUGUGUGACUUAAGAAGUAAAUUUGGAGAUUGGACUGUUUUUUUGAAUAUUCCAACUCAAUAUUGUGUAUUAGUGUGUGUUGUGGACGGAUUUAUAAUUGGUUUGGUUUUGGGACUGUGUAUGGAGAAAAAGGUUCAUACUUCAUAUUGUUGAAACAAUUGAAUGUGUGGAGUUGUUUUUGUUUUUUGUAGUUUAGUAUGUAGAAUGAUUUUUAUCUAAGUAUGAGAAAGUGGAAAAGCUCAUGUAUCUUAUAAGGGAUGGGGAAUGGUGAUUUACAGCAAGAUGGAAAUAUACAGUUGGUGGGUGGUAUAUAAAUUUUGUUAAGAGAUUUGAUAAGUUGAAAAGCAAUAGGAAAAGGAAGCCAAUUUCAUUAUAGCAUUUGCAAAAAAGUGAGCAGGAGAUAGCAUAGUUGAAGAAAAUGGAUCGUACUUGGAUGUACAAUAGGGUAGCUGCUAAUAGGAACGGAUUGGAAGAAGAGUUCAUUCGCGGUGUUAAACGAUUUGUGAAGAGGGCUUUGAAACAACCCAUUUGUAUAUCCGAGGGAGGGGUAAGGUGUCCGUGUAUAAAUUGCAAGUGUAUGAAGAUAUCUACAGCAGUUAAUGUUAGACUUCACUUGUACAAGAAUGGAUUUCAACCAAACUAUUGGAUUUGGACUGAACACGGAGAAGUGAGGCCUAGUGUUGAUACAAUGGGUGGUUUGAAUAGUAUUGGGCACGUGCAUCAUGAAAACCAAUUUAUUGCAAUGAAUCAAAUGGUGUAUGAUGCUCUUAGACCUUAUGGAGAGGUCCCCCCUGUGAAUGCUAAUACGGGAAAUGAGACAUUGGUUGAGGAUGAGUUGCCUAACGACGAUGCAAAACAGUUUUAUGACAAGUUGAUAUCUACCAACAAGCCCAUCUACGAGGGUGCUACUCAGUCUAUACUAUCAAUAUCUGUUCAGCUUCUAGCAAUUAGGUCUAAUUGGCAUGUUCCACAAAAAGGUAUAGAUUUUGUUGCACAGAUGCUUAAAAGUGUAUGCCAAGUUCAAAAAUGUUUACCCGAGAACUGUUACCAAGCAACACAGUUGGUGUCUAAGUUAGGGCUGAAGGUUGAGAAAAUUGAUUGUUGUAAGAAUGGUUGCAUGUUAUAUUACAAGGAUGAUAGCAAGUUAUCUGAGUGCAAAUUUUGUUAUGCUCCUAGGUUCAUUCCUCGUAGGACUGGUAUGGGAAAGUACAAAGAUGUCCCAGCAAAGAGAAUGUUCUAUUUCCCUAUCGUUCCUAGAUUACAAAGACUAUAUGCAUUAACUGAGUCUGCAGCUGAAAUGACAUGGCAUCACAAGAACAAAAACAAUUCAAACAUCCUUCGCCAUCCGUCGGAUGGAAAAGCAUGGAAACACUUUGAUGAUGUAUAUCCUGACUUUGCUAAGGAACCCAGAAAUGUAAGGUUGGGUUUGUGUGCUGAUGGAUUUACUCCUUACAUUCAAGCUUCUGCUUCUCCAUACUCAUGUUGGCCGAUAAUAGUUACCCCAUACAAUCUUCCCCCUGAAAUGUGCAUGACCAAACCAUACUUGUUUUUAACUUGUCUCAUACCUGGACCUAAAAACCCCAAAGAAAAGAUAGAUGUCUACAUGCAACCUAUACUUGUUUUUAAAGACUACUGGAAGAGCGAGGAUUUCCUUAAAAUCUCCAAUCAAAAUAAGAUCAAUCGAUCUUCUAAAAAAGGCGGAGCGCUCCACACCUCUGGUCGCAAGUCUCAUCUGGAUGUAGCACUUGAGCUCUCCAAUAAUUUUGAAAAGGAUCUGUUCCCUGAUGAGUUGUUUUUGAAAACACAUAAGAGGAAAUCUGGAGCUUGGGUUGAUGGUCGAUCGGAAGCUACCUAUGUUGCAUAUAAAAAGAAAUUGGCUACAACAGAAACACAGAUUGACAAAACAGGUGAAGAUGGUGUUCAACAGGUGGAUGGAGGGACAAAGCUUAAGUUGUGGAAAGAGUCGGUAGGGGGUCAUACCCGUGGUCGGGUUUAUGGCACGGCAGACUUGUCUGUCAACCUCCGACGUGGGUGUACGUCCUUUACUCAACAGUCCUAUCAUCCUCAUGGUUCAAUGUCUGGUAUGUCUUUGGAAGUGGAGAGGGCAGCUAGACUUAGAGCUGAACAGGUGGCUGAGAAUGCAUUAACUCAAGCUCAAGAAGCUAAAGAGAAUUAUCAUAAGUUACAAAAUGAAGUGAAUGCAAUAAAGGCACUUCUCAUGGAGCGUAGCCUUGGCGAGAAAGAUCAACCUUCAACUGGUGGAUCGUGCAAUGCCCCCCAUCCUCCUUCACAUCCUGAUUAUGAUGACGCUUUGGAUGAAGAGUCAUUAGAUGAACAAUCCUCGGACGGUGAUGCUUGACAUGUAGUGGUAACUCUUAUUUUGUAGUUCGACUAAUUAGUAUUGGAACGACUUUGUUGCUUGAAACAUGUUUAUGCUUUUUAUGACUUUUUGGUAAUGCCUGAUUAUGAUAACCACUUUUUGGGGCAUAUGAUCUUGUAGUCCUGACUUUGACAUUGAAAUGCCUAAUUAGUUUGUAUAGUUUCAGACUAAUUAGUACUUUGAGUGUUUAUGUUAACUCAAUAUAAUAUUUUGUGGCAGAUUUGAUGUUAUUUUGCUUAGUAUUAAAGUAUUAACUGCAAAACCAAGAAACCAAAUGAAUUUAAGGGAAAAAAAAAA
This is a messenger RNA of Trifolium pratense (red clover), 2890 nucleotides long. RefSeq lists its product as uncharacterized. Lineage: Eukaryota; Viridiplantae; Streptophyta; Magnoliopsida; Fabales; Fabaceae. The record is from RefSeq and is a predicted model, not a curated record. The transcript has 5 exons. Bases 632 to 2572 code for a protein of 646 amino acids.